AUGCUGACCAGCUUUAUGGAGGGUCUUCUCUGCUGCCUGACCUCAAAGUCGGCAAACAUCGUGGUUCCUGUAGAAACCUCAGAACCAGCUGACGGCUACGAGUUUGUGGAGGUAAAACCAGGCCGAGUUCUGCGGGUUCGACAUAUUAUCCCUGACCGGCCGGUGGUGGAGGAACCCACUGGACCAGGUGGGAGCGUCAGCUGCAAGCGAAAGAUCACAGUAUACCGUAAUGGACAGCUAUUCAUUGAGAACUUGGGUGACAGGGCGAGCGCAGAGCUGAAAAACUGCCAGAAUGGGGAGACAGAGCCAAACAUCAGUGUAGAGGUUGAACUGACAGACUGUGGUAACUCCUCACCGCCCGUCAGCAUCCCUGAGCCCAGGUCUGACUCUGUCACCGCUGUAAAAGAUGGGACAGCUGAGACAGGAGCAGGAGGAGAGGCACCUGCUCCUGGACAGACUGACCAGUCGCAGCAACCAAGAAAGCGCAGGCGGAGGCCCAAGCGCACAGUGGUGAUCGACUGUGAGAGGAAGAUAACAGCCUGCAAAGGGACACAUGCAGAUGUGGCUCUGUUCUUCAUCCAUGGAGUGGGAGGCUCACUGGACAUAUGGGGAAGCCAGUUGGAUUUCUUUUCCAGGCUGGGCUAUGAGGUGAUCGCUCCGGACCUGGCAGGUCACGGAGCCAGCUCAGCACCACAGAUAGCUGCUGCGUACACUUUCUACGCCCUGGCAGAGGACAUGAGACUUAUCUUCAAGAGAUAUGCACGCAAGAGGAAUAUUCUCAUAGGACAUUCUUAUGGUGUGUCGUUCUGUACCUUCUUGGCCCAUGAGUAUCCGGAUCAGAUCCACAAGAUGGUGAUGAUCAAUGGAGGAGGUCCCACAGCUCUGGAGCCCAGCCUCUGCUCCAUCUUCAAUCUGCCCACCUGUGUGCUCCACUGCCUCUCCCCACUGCUCGCCUGGAGCUUUCUCAAGGCUGGCUUUGCUCGACAGGGCGCCAAGGAGAAGCAGCUGCUGAAAGACAACAAUGCCUUCAACGUGUCAUCCUUUGUGCUGCGAGCCAUGAUGAGUGGACAGUACUGGCCUGAGGGAGACGAGGUCUACCAUGCUGAACUCACAGUGCCCAUCCUGCUAGUUCACGGCAUGCACGACAAGUUCGUCCCUGUCGAAGAAGACCAGCGCAUGGCCGAGAUCCUACUAAUGGCCUUUCUGAAGGUCCUGGAGGACGGCAGUCACAUGAUCAUGAUGGAGUGUCCCGACGCUGUCAACACACUCCUGCACGAGUUCAUCCUCUGGGAGCCGGCCGCCCCUCCACCGCCAAAGAAAGACUCCAAAGCACGUCCAGAAACUGCCAAAGCCCAAUGUGACAACACCAAGGCUACAUCUGACCCCACCAAGGUCCGACCUGCAACGGCGAGGCAGACCUCAGUCGAGAGGCCAGACAGCAAGGCCAAGAAAUGA
This is a messenger RNA of Plectropomus leopardus (leopard coralgrouper), 1455 nucleotides long. The record is from RefSeq and is a predicted model, not a curated record. NCBI's taxonomy places the organism in Eukaryota, Metazoa, Chordata, Actinopteri, Perciformes, Serranidae.